AUGGUCUUCUCGACCUCCACCUCCACCAUCACCACCCGCGCCUCUGCCUCUACCUCCAUGUAUCCCGCUGCGACCACUGCCCCCGCCCCCGGCCCCCCUCGCAGCAUCGACCUAGCUAGCCAGGUCGAUCCCGCCACACACGACAGGCGCAUCGUCGAGAUGAUCCACAUGAAGAUCGAGUAUGGCGUCUUUGACUACCUCCUCGACACCAUCGUCCUCACGGUCGCGAGCGCCAUGAUCGGGCCCACCGCCAGGGUGGCGCUUCAGCUCAAGGGUCUGCGACUCACCACCGCCGUCCGCGCCUUGAUCGAGUUCGGCGGCAUCACCAUGCCCGCGAUCCUCGCCACCCUCGUCUACCUCGAGCGUGUCCGGCCACACCUGCAGAUCGACGUCGAGGACUGGGUUUGCGAACGCAUCGCGAUCGGCGCGCUGGUCACCGCGCAAAAGUACAUUGUCGACCACCACAUCGGCGCGUCGCGCUGGGCGAGCGCAUCGGCCAUGUUCACCAAGGCGGACAUCAACCGCAUGGAGCGCGAGUUCCUCGCGCUGCUCAACUUCGAGAUGCGCAUCAACGAAGAGGACCUGCUCGCGCACUACGACGGCCUCCGGCGCGCGGUGCGCCGCUGCGCGGACUCGACCCCGCCCAACGGCACCGUCUUCACCCGGCGCGAAAUCAAGGAGCACCACUACACGAUGCACUCGCACAUCCACACGCCCGUCGCGGAGCCGCCGUUCGACCCCACCGCGCCGUGCUACCUCCCGGACCUGCAGUACCCCGACUCCCCGAGCUCGAACGACUCCUCACCCCCGGUCAUCACGCCCCCAGACGCGCACCCGUACCGCGGCGCGAAGCGCUACUCCCACUCCCACUCGCGCGAGCACUCGUACACCUCGAACCCGUACGUGGCGGCGCAGCCGUACCCCACGCCGCGCGAGCGCGGGCUGCUGCAGCACGACCGUCAGAUGGAAGCGCGCGCGCGGUGGUAUGCUGCGGCGCCGACACCUCGGAGCACGCGGCCGAGUCCGUAUGGCCCGCGCACCUCCUCGCCGCGGUUCGAGCCGUUCUCGCCACCGACCGCACGGUACGAGCGGCCGCAGCACGAGCACACGGUGGGCUCGCGCGAGUCGCGCUCGCCGUGGCGCCGCCACAAGCUUGCAGACCACGAUCCCCUCGGUUUCUACAAGCAACGCUGAGUCGUUGCGGAUUGCUAUUUUUCAAUUAUCUGGGACUUUUGUUGUUAUAGUAGUGUACUUCCCUCUUCCGUUAACCGCCUCUCUCGGAUGUAUGUAAUGUUGUAACAGUAGUGUACCAUCGCCAUCGGGCAGCCGUCUGAUACGGCGCCCACAGUCUCCUCGCAUUUUCUCAAUGUAAC
Trametes versicolor FP-101664 SS1 is the source of this 1373-nucleotide messenger RNA. RefSeq lists its product as uncharacterized. Gene Ontology annotation, cellular component: cyclin-dependent protein kinase holoenzyme complex; nucleus. Gene Ontology annotation, biological process: regulation of cyclin-dependent protein serine/threonine kinase activity. Gene Ontology annotation, molecular function: protein kinase binding; cyclin-dependent protein serine/threonine kinase regulator activity. NCBI's taxonomy places the organism in Eukaryota, Fungi, Basidiomycota, Agaricomycetes, Polyporales, Polyporaceae. Bases 1 to 1194 code for a protein of 397 amino acids. The record is from RefSeq and is a predicted model, not a curated record. The transcript is spliced from 3 exons.